Molecule: messenger RNA, 891 nt
Organism: Penicillium lagena
Lineage: Eukaryota; Fungi; Ascomycota; Eurotiomycetes; Eurotiales; Aspergillaceae
Exons: 2
Coding region: 1-891 (296 amino acids)
Source: RefSeq, a predicted model, not a curated record
AUGUCUCAAAAGAUCGUCACCGUCGUCGGCUCCACAGGUCAACAAGGCAAGGCCGUCAUCGCAGCAUUUGCCGGAGAUGCUCAGUAUCGCAUCCGUGGAGUCACUCGUAACCCCGAAUGCGCUUCCGCGCAGACUCUUGCCUCUCAGGGUAUAGACGUCGUGAAAGCCGAUCUUAAUGACCUCAAGUCUCUCAUCACCGCUUUCGAAGGCUCACACGUCAUCUUCGGAGUUACAGACUACUGGAAUCUUUUUCCAACCCAUGGGCCCACGAAGUCGAAGGAGAUCGAACUCCAGCAGGCCAAUAACCUCGCCAAGGCAGCAUCGGCAACUGCAACUCUUGAACACUAUAUCUGGACUGAUCCGUUCUUGCUACAAAGGACUACGCUGUUCAUGACAUGUUUCUAUGCCAAUAAUCUGCAAAUCGCCUCUUUCCGCCCUUACUGGAUUGAGACAGCAAAGCAGUAUGUUCAGUUCACCACCUACGAUCCCGAAACUAUCAUUCCAUUCAUCGGUUCUGUGGACAACAUGACUCCUUUUAUAAAGGCCAUCAUUUCCAAUCCAGGAAAGACAAAAAAUGGCACUAUCGUCAUCGGCAGUAUUGGACAAUGGACAGCCAAAAAGUGGGUUGAGGAAUGGGCUGCGGCCAGGGGCGCUCAGGCACAGUUAGUGCAAACUUCCCGUCAGAGCUAUAACGCCUUGUGGCCGUGGCCCCGUUGGUCUGAAGAGUUUGCUCUUAUGAUGGAUUACUUUAAGUUUGUCCCUAUCCAGGAGUGGACUGAACCUGGAGUUAACAUCUUGACUGCGGAGAGCUUGCAAGUGAGUCCUGUGGAGACUCUCGAGGAAUGGGUAAGAACAUAUCAGCUUCCUGAGUCUAGUUCUGUUAGCUACUAG